Lemur catta (Ring-tailed lemur) is the source of this 1083-nucleotide messenger RNA. RefSeq names its product olfactory receptor 13F1. Gene Ontology annotation, molecular function: olfactory receptor activity; G protein-coupled receptor activity. Gene Ontology annotation, biological process: G protein-coupled receptor signaling pathway. The coding region runs from base 87 to 1034 and encodes 315 amino acids. Gene Ontology annotation, cellular component: membrane. The transcript has a single exon. NCBI's taxonomy places the organism in Eukaryota, Metazoa, Chordata, Mammalia, Primates, Lemuridae. The record is from RefSeq and is a predicted model, not a curated record.
UAUGUGAAGGUGUGAGUCCUUAGUUUUAUAUGUAAUGUGAUGUUAAUCCACCUAUGUGUGUAUACAGGUGAACAUAGCAUAAUAAAAUGCCCCAGGCAAAUUGGACAGAUUUUUUCUUCCUGGGAUUUUCCCGCUACCCCAAAGUUGAGGCCAUCAUAUUUGUGCUGUGCCUGCUGAUGUACCUGAUUACCUUGCUGGGCAAUGUUACCCUCAUCUCCAUCACCAUCCUGGAUUCCCACCUGCACACCCCCAUGUACUUUUUCCUCAGCAACCUCUCCUUUCUGGACAUCUGGUACACCUCUUCUGCUCUCACUCCAAUGCUGGCAAACUUUGUUUCAGGGAAAAACACCAUCUCGUUCUCAGGAUGUGCCACUCAGAUGUACUUCUCUCUUGCCUUGGGCUCCACUGAGUGUGUGCUCCUCUCCAUGAUGGCCUAUGACCGGUACGUGGCCAUCUGCAACCCCCUGAGAUAUCCCAUCGUCAUGAACAGGAGAGUCUGUGUGCAGAUUGCGGCUGGCUCCUGGGUGACAGGCUGUCUCACUGCCCUGGUGGAAACGAUGUCUGUGCUGCCACUGUCUCUCUGUGGUAAUAGCAGCAUCGAUCAUUUCACAUGUGAAAUCCUGGCUGUCUUAAAAUUGGUUUGUGUGGACACCUCCAUGGUGCAGUUAAUCAUGCUGGUGAUCAGCGUACUUCUUCCCAUGCCAAUGCUCCUCAUUUGUAUCUCUUAUGCAUUUAUUCUCUCCAGCAUCCUGAGAAUCAGCUCAGUGGACGGUCGAAGCAAAGCCUUUUCAACAUGCGCAGCCCACCUGACUGUGGUGGUUUUGUUCUAUGGGACAGCUCUCUCCAUGUACCUGAAGCCCUCAGCUGUAGAUUCUCAGGAAAUAGAUAAAUUUAUGGCUUUGGUAUAUGCUGGAUUAACCCCCAUGCUGAAUCCUAUCAUCUACAGUCUACGGAACAAAGAGGUGAAAAUGGCUGUGAAAAAAUUGCUGAUUAGAAAUCCUCUUAAUAGUGUUUUAAUAUCCAUCCUCAAAUAAUACUGGAGCAAACACUCUCAUCUGGAUAAUCUCAAACUUUAUUCAGAAA